Echinostoma caproni is the source of this 750-nucleotide messenger RNA. NCBI's taxonomy places the organism in Eukaryota, Metazoa, Platyhelminthes, Trematoda, Plagiorchiida, Echinostomatidae. The record is from the annotation of a GenBank genome assembly.
AUGGGCGGCCAAAAGAUAGCAACCAAAACCGGCGCAGGUGCAGUUAAUCGGCUUCGUUUCGCCAAUACGGACAAUAGCCGCUUGGCCUUGGCCUCCUCGGAUGGCACAAUCUCCAUUUGUUCUGCCCGGCCCGGUGGUGAACGCGGUGUGUUGCACGUGCUGUUUGGCGGUCACGAACCAGCCUCGCCUAUCACCGAUGUCGUCUGGUCGUUCGCGAAUGACCUCCUAGUCAGUACUGCACUCGAUGGCUCCGUUUGUCUGUGGGAUACCGAAGGUGGCAACUUGCGACGAAUGUAUCCCGCUUCGAGCGUGGAUGUCGGUCCUGUAUUGGUGUGCGCCUUUCAGCCGCUAAACUACAACUUGCUUGUGGUCGGUGGUGCAUGGGGUCGAAUUCAAACACUGAAUUUGUCAACAGGUAAACUGAUUAAAAAAGGACGUGAUCAAGUUCACUCAACUGGGUACCGAACUACAAAGUCCAUGUCACUGGAUUCGGUCAAAUGCACCGGACAAGGUUGCAUUUUAGCCCUCACAUUCGAUCAAGGCUCGGGUACAAUUCUGUGGGUUGGAACGGACCGCGGAGUGAUCCAGUCCUAUUCGUGUCAACCGGCCACCGGUCAUUUGACGCGAUGUCAUCAUGCACCAGUGUUAGACGUGGCAAUUGGUUGGGAUGAGACUGUGCUAGCGUCCGCGGACGAAAGUGGUUCGGUCAUUCUCUGGCGCCAUGAAGAACUCUUACCGGACCAUUAUUGA